CAAUACUUGCAAGCUGAGCCCGCAUUGUCUCAUUAUGUCAUUUGAAUAACAAUUAACAGCGUUUCAGGAAUUUGUCAUAAUGAUAUAGCACAAACGACUGCGAAAUUAUAGGCAAUCGAAAAUGCUGCUCGCCAUUUCCCGGCCACUAGCCCGCUCCGGAGCCGGUCAGGGCACGGCUUUACAUGCUCGAUGGUGCCGUGCCGGGCUAGGCUGGCCUGGGCUGGGCUGCUCCCGCCAAGAGUACCAUUACACUGCCGCAACCGCCCAGACCGCUGCGGCCUCGAGCUCGCCGGACAACGGGAGCGGCCCCAGCCGCGCCUACCCGCGCGAGCCACGGGUUGGCGUGGGCGUUGUCGUGUUCCGAACGCCACCCGUCCUGGGGGGCCCCGAGCCUGAGGUGCUGUUGGUGCGGCGUGCGAAGGAGCCGGACAAGGGGCGCUGGUGCCUGCCGGGCGGCUCUCUGGAACUGGGGGAGACGCUGGCGGACUGUGCCGCGCGAGAGGUAAAGGAGGAGGCUGGGCUGAACUUAUUGGGCGCAACCGAUGGCUCUAGCAGCGCAAGCAGUGGGCCCGCGCCUUGGGACUUGCUGAAGAACGGGCCAAUUCCGUUUGCAGCAGUGGACGUCAUUCGUAAGGAGCCAGGUGGAGGCAUCAAGUUCCACUACGCUGUGAUUGAGGUUGCCGCUGUGUGCUCGGACCCUGCCGCGGCGCCCGUGCCUGGGGACGACGCCGACGGGGCCAUUUGGGUGCCGCUGAGCAAGAUGCGCGGCAUGCCAGACUUGACCGUGCGCUGUGAUGAGAUGGCGGAGGAGGCGCACCGCCGCUUCGCCGUGCUGGCAGCGGGCCAGUAGUGCCGGGCUGGGCUUGAAACAGACGACGUCAGGCAGCAACAGUUACGGUGCGACAGGACUAGGCAAGCAAGUCAGAGAGGUCUGGCGCACGUUCAGAGGUUGCAAGUGCCUCAGAGGGGAAAGCGAUGAUGAAGUAUGUGCAGCUUGGGGAGUACAGUACUGCGGUGGCAGUACUGGGGGUGCCGGGAGCAGGCGGGGUCCAGGGCGCUCAUUUCAGUGUGCUCGGGCCUCAGGACCUCGGCUGGGGACAUGCCCACAUGCGAUGACCAGAGGCUUUCAGUGGACUGGAACGCACACCUGUGAUAAUAUCUCGACACCCAAAAAUGCACAACCGACGCUGCAAGUUGCCGCGACUUCUGUAAACGAUCGCCAAG
This is a messenger RNA of Chlamydomonas reinhardtii, 1224 nucleotides long. RefSeq lists its product as uncharacterized. Bases 122 to 850 code for a protein of 242 amino acids. The transcript is spliced from 8 exons. The record is from RefSeq and is a predicted model, not a curated record. NCBI's taxonomy places the organism in Eukaryota, Viridiplantae, Chlorophyta, Chlorophyceae, Chlamydomonadales, Chlamydomonadaceae. Gene Ontology annotation, molecular function: hydrolase activity.